Anopheles coluzzii is the source of this 3431-nucleotide messenger RNA. RefSeq lists its product as uncharacterized. The record is from RefSeq and is a predicted model, not a curated record. The coding region runs from base 603 to 1883 and encodes 426 amino acids. The transcript has 3 exons. Lineage: Eukaryota; Metazoa; Arthropoda; Insecta; Diptera; Culicidae.
UUAUAAUAAAAAAACUGCCGGCAAAAAUUAGCCACACAAUAUCAGUGUGUGGGUAAAGUCAUUUACGUUUGUGUAGGUUUUUUUUCCCAAUAUCCAACACCAAAUUGCUAUCUUUGGCUGUCCCCCCUGUUCUCAUUCAUCAUCCCCACCACCAAGGGGUGUACGUCCCUUAUCGUUGACGGUGCACUUGGUACCAUCUCGUAGCGUUUGUGUGCGCUCCCCAGAUAGAUUGACGACAUAAAACCGACCGGCGUUUGUUGCUGAUGUGGCCCGCAUUUUGACCGCAAAUCAAAGCCAUCCUCCCCUCCAAACCCUCUAUCGGUCACUGUCGGCGGCUGGUAGCGAGCAUCAGUUAAGGCAAACGGGACAACCCCAUCAUCCUUCAACGACGUCCCACAAGCAUAGAAAUCUCUGUGUCUUUAAUUGAUCAAUUGGGCGACCCCAAAUCCGCCCAGUCACUGUCACGAUAACAGUUUGUGAUAACGUUCAGUUUACGGCACAACGCGCUCGAAGCAACCAGCUUUGUCAGUGGUCAGUGCGAACUUUGGUGCGAAUCAACGGAACGGUUUCCAUUCCUUCACUAACCCCCCCACGCACCCACGAUGGACACGCAGCGGGUGGCACUGAAGCUGAGCGACAUUUCGCCAAAGUUCACGGAGGAAACGCUGGACGAGAUAGUGCGGUGUGCGGGCGGGAAGCGCUGCACGGGCUGGAAGAUACCGGAAACCAACUUCACCAAGGGUGACGCGUACCUGAGCGAGCUGUACCGCAUCCAGCUGACCGGGGAGCCGGCCGAACCGGGCCGGGACGAACCGCUGGUGGUGAAUGUGGUCGUGAAAACGAUCCCGAAAAAUGUGGGCCGCCGGAACACGUUCCGGUCGGCGGACUUUUUCCGCAACGAGGCCAACUUUUACAACGUGGUGCUGAAGGAGUUGUACCGCUUUCAGGACGCGCGCAAACCGACCAACCCGUUCAAGGACAUUAACCCAUGCUAUGUGGCGUACACGGACGGGGUGAACGAUUUCGUCGCGAUGGAAGACCUUGGCCAGUACGGGUACAAGACGGCUUCAAGAGACAAAGGUGUCGAACUAGCCGACUGUCUGCGCUGUAUCUGCUCGAUGGCACGCUUUCACGCCCUCUCGUUCGCGAUGAAACAGCAGGACCCCGAGGCAUUCGAACGUAUCGUCAGCCAGCUCGAGGAAACGUACUACAGUGCAGCGCUAGAAUCGUGGCACGGCCCGUUCAUGCAGCGGAUCGUGGACAUCUGCAAGGAAGCGCUGGAGAUCGAGUGCACGGAAAGUCCCGACCGAUACACGGCGAACUUUAGGCGCGACGCCCAGGCAUUCCUGAACAGCCCGAUCUACGGCAUGAUGGUGGGGCUGGCAAACACCCGCAACCGGUACGCGGUCAUCACGCACGGCGACUGUUGGCUGCCCAACUUCCUCCUCCGCCCGGACCAGGUGCGCAUGAUCGACUUCCAGAUGGUGCGGUGCGCCUCGCCCGUGCUCGAUCUCGUCCUGUUUGUGUACUGCUGUACCGAUCAAGCGCUACGGGACACACACUACGAUCAGUUGCUGAGCGCGUACUAUCACGCGUUCGCCGAACUGCUGGCCGAGCUAGGUACGGAUCCGCAGGCGACGUUUCCGUCGAGCGUGCUUGCGGGCGAGCUGCGGCAGUUCGGCCGGUUCGGGUGCGGGAUUGCGGUCGAAUCGAUCCCGCUGGCCCAGCUGGACGAGUCGGAUGUGCCGGAUCUGGACCGUCUGGAGGGUACGGAACCGGUACCGCUCGAUCAAAUACUGACGGUCCGAAGCAUCGGGACGCAGUACGGCAGGCGCCGGCUGGUGGACGUGCUGCGCCACGCGUACGAUCGUGGCUAUUUAUGAAGCAAGUGCACGCUGUGGUGAGUGAACACGGGCACAACAGCUGCAACAAUCUGGCGGUAGUUUAUUUCUUCGAUUAUUUCUAAUUUACUUUAUUGAUAGUUUGGGGUUUCUGAUCGGGUUACUGCACGGUUGCAGUGGUUUAGCAAAUGGGUGUUUAUCAUCGGCAUUCCCUCUCAGUGAGCUUUGCGUAUUUGGGAGUUUUAGUUGCUUAGUCUUACGGUUUCUUGUUUUUGUAUUGUAUUAUCGUCUUUAUCUUGUCCUUUGUUGUCUACUUGUACCAACGGAACCCCUUCAACAUUAGAAAUGUUUUUUUUUGCUUUUCUUCUCCUUUUUACAAUUUUCCAUCGAUGCAGAAUCUUCAAAAUUAAUAACGGCGCUUCACAGUUUUCUGAAGCUUUCUUACGCUUUAGUUUAUGCUUUAGUUUUAUGACUUUUUUCUUAAUUUUUUUAAUCAUCGUUUCAUAUUUUCUUAUGCAAUAUGUCAAUUGAAAAUAAGUCUUCCGUUUUAUAGCUUUACUUGCCUGUCUUUUGCAAGUUUAAAUGUUCCAUCAUAGAGAAAUAGAGUGAAAGAAACAAACUUUACUAAGCCUAUAGUAAUUGUGGAUGCUUGAUCCUUCGUUUAAAUCAUUUAUCCCGGAUGUCUGGAACAAAACUUCUGCAUUAUGGAGAAAUUUUAACUAACUGUGUUUAAGAAUUUUAAGAAACUAUAAGUAACCAUUUACCAUUCAACAGAGCAAUAGAAAGUGUAGCAAUUUUAGCACAAGGUUGCCUGUUUUGCUGUGUUCUGGGAAUCGUUUCGGGAAGUCCAUUCGAUUCAAUUACGGGAUGCGUUUGUUUUUCUCAACUCCCGUUCUUUCGCGCCAUUUUUUCUCUCCCAUUUUCAUCACACGGUUGGGUUAACAUAGUUGGAUUAUAGAUUUUAGUAGGAUUUGUUUUAUUUUCUUUUCUGCAGAACAAAUAAACGUUACAUUAUUAUACGAUAUUACAUUCCAGUCACUUCUGCACAGCCCCGCACCAUCCCCACGGAUAGCAGGGGGACGGUGCGGUAUUAUGCUGAACUACACCCAAAAAAACCAAACAAACAAAACAACCCUUAAAUCGAGAGACACCUGAUGAAGAAACAAAAAACCCAUAAGCAUGUAUAAAGUUACGCUCGAGCGUGUUUUAACUCGGUAAUACAUCAUUAAGCGUCGUGGUGUGCUCGCGCCUGCCUGCCUAACACCUAUUGAGCGUUAGGAACCGGUUGGAAAGAAACGUUUUUGUUUUGUAAAAGAAAGUUCGCACUUUUUCAUCAACAUUGCUUGCUCAACGAGAAUGCGGAGAGGAUUCGUUUGUUUCACAUGUUGUUUGAUCCUGAUUUAGCAAGGAGAGUUUAAUCUACCCAGAUUCGUGUAAAUCCUUCGUUUCAUCGAUCGAAACGAUAUUAAAUUAGUGCAUUAGAUUGCUUUUCAUUCAUUCCACCAUUCAUUCAUUAGCAUUAGCAUCAUCAUUCAUUAUUUGUUUUUUUUUGUGGUUUGGUUAAGCUUUCCUUUUGGCGCACGCAAAUCA